Messenger RNA from Pochonia chlamydosporia 170, 732 nucleotides. Its product is annotated as transposase-like protein. Bases 1 to 732 code for a protein of 243 amino acids. NCBI's taxonomy places the organism in Eukaryota, Fungi, Ascomycota, Sordariomycetes, Hypocreales, Clavicipitaceae. The record is from RefSeq and is a predicted model, not a curated record. The transcript is spliced from 2 exons. Gene Ontology annotation, molecular function: protein dimerization activity.
AUGGUCGCCCCGGAGCAAUCCACGUUUGUUUCAGCUGGUUCUGGCAUGUCACUGGUCGACAACUCGAUCCUGUCCCUGGGCACCACAGUCCGCACACCUGGCUUCCACCACACCACACUCAACCUUACAACGCCGAUCCGCAUCCGCCAGGGGGAGGAAAACAAGCAAGCAAACAAGAAUACCUCUACCUUCUCGCAAGCUGAGGGUAUGGAUAAUGACCACCGACGAUGCAUACAAAUCUCCAUCAAUAACUGUUGGUCAAAACUUGAUGAGUAUUACACCCUACUUGGCCAAUCCCCGCCUUACCCAGCUGCUGUCAUUCUUCACCCGCGCUGGAAUGUGUCUUGGCUUGAGGCGAAUUGGACCAGCCGCGAGCAACUGGUAUGGCUGCGAGACGCCAAGAAGAGCGUUCGGGAAUAUUUCGAACAACAUUAUGCAGCCAAUGAGCCAUCUAAUCGAGUGAAAACCGUGUUUGGAAAAGCGAUGCGGCAAGCCGAGCCCAGUCAAUUCGACCAGUGGAUGCAGAGCCAGGAUCGGCACAUGACGGAGGAAGGCGAUGAACUUGCAGCUUAUAUGAGGCAAGGCCCGAUUCGGCGAGAGAACUUGAAUCCUAUUCUGUGGUGGAAGGACCACCAAGAAAAAUAUCCACGCUUGAGCAAGUUUGCCCUCGACAUAUUGGCGAUUCCUGCCAUGUCUGCCGAUCCUGAGCGGACUUUCAGUGUGACAAAAUGA